AUGAAGUUGUUAGGUCCAGAAAAAAUGAUGGAUGACUUAAUAUACUACAACAUUAAUUACUGGUGCAAAGUUUACUUCAAUACUAAAGUGAAGUGUGAAUUUGUAGACAACAACUCUGAGUGUUUUAAUGCAUGGAUCUUGGCUGCUAGACACAAGACCAUCAUUACUAUGCUUGAAGAUAUAAGAGUGAAGAUGAUGACAAGAAUGACCAAUUUAAGGGAGUUCCCAAGUACUUGGAAGUGUAAUUUCUCUCCAAUGGUUCUAAAGGUUUUAAAGGAGAACAUUAGUAGGUCUAUAGACUGUACCAUCGAGUUUAAUGGAGUUGUUGGAUUUGAAGUGAAAGAAGGACUUUAUCAACCCAAAGUGGAUAUUGCUAGGAGAACUUGUAUUUGUAGAAUGUGGCAGUUAAGGGGCAUACAAUAUCCACAUGAUAUGGCUGCAUUAUACUUUACGAAGUUUUCUCUUUAUGACUAUGUAGAAAACUGCUACAGUAAGGAAACUUACUUGAGGACUUAUGCCAAUGUUAUUGAACCACUCACAAACAUAGAGAUGUGGCCCGUUUCUACAAACCCCACUAUUUCACCACCAGAAAUCACAAACAUAUAUGGUAGGCUAUCUAAGGCUAGAAGGAAAGAAGCUAGAGAAACUAAGAAAUCUUGGAAUCUUUCUAGGACUGGACUUGCAAUGACCUGUAGUAAAUGCCACGUCAGAAGCCAUAACAAGAGAGGGUGUCCUCAAAGAGAAGGUGUUGAGUCAUCAACAAGACUAAGUCUGGGCACCGGACCGGGAUGUACCGGUACCAAUCCGGUACCGUUCUGGUCCGAUAGUCUAUGGGACGGAACGGGACACCAUGAACCGGUACUCGGGAUGGGACGGAAUCGAAUAUUCAUUCCGGUAAUCCCGGCACUGUUGAUCCCGAUAAAUUUCGAUUUCGGUCUGGUUCCGAUACGAUAA
Messenger RNA from Solanum verrucosum, 954 nucleotides. RefSeq lists its product as uncharacterized. The coding region runs from base 1 to 954 and encodes 317 amino acids. Gene Ontology annotation, molecular function: zinc ion binding. The transcript has a single exon. Lineage: Eukaryota; Viridiplantae; Streptophyta; Magnoliopsida; Solanales; Solanaceae. The record is from RefSeq and is a predicted model, not a curated record.